AAAGAAGAAAGAAAGAAAGAAAGAAAGAAAGAAAGAAACCACGUUCAAAGGCAGCAUUCCUAGUGUGUUCAUAGAUAUUCAAUAGGUGCUAUGUGAAAAAGACAUUCUUCCUAAUGAGAAGAAAAGCUAGUAAAAACAAGAGAAAAGUAGCUGGACCUUAGUACACCACUUUCAGAAGGUUGCCAAGACCAGACCUGGACCUAAGUGUUUGCAGUAGGCAGAGCGUGAACACCUACCUCUUCAUGAUGCAGGCUCAAGGCAUUCUGAUCCGGGACAACAUGAGAACCAUCGGAGCUCAGGUUUAUGAGCAGGUGGUUCGGAGUGCUUAUGCCAAGAGGAACAGCAGUGUGAAUGACUCAGAUUAUCCUCUUGACUUGAACCACAGUGAAACCUUCCUACAAACCACAACGUUUCUUCCUGAAGACUUCACCUACUUUGCAAACCAUACCUGCCCUGAGAGGCUCCCUUCCAUGAAGGGCCCAAUAGACAUAAACAUGAGUGAAAUCGCAAUGGACGACAUCCAUGAAAUCUUCUCCAAAGACCCAGCCAUCAAGCUCGGAGGUCACUGGAAGCCUUCGGAUUGCAUGCCUCGAUGGAAGGUGGCGAUCCUCAUCCCUUUCCGGAACCGCCACGAGCACCUCCCAGUCCUGCUCAGACACCUGAUUCCCAUGCUCCAGCGCCAGCGCCUGUGGUUUGCGUUUUAUGUGGUUGAACAGGUCGGCACCCAGCCUUUUAAUCGAGCCAUGCUUUUCAACGUCGGUUUUCAAGAAGCAAUGAAGGAUCUGGACUGGGACUGUCUUAUUUUUCAUGAUGUGGAUCACAUACCAGAAAGCGAUCGGAACUACUACGGAUGCGGGCAGAUGCCGAGACACUUCGCAACCAAGCUGGACAAGUAUAUGUACCUGCUUCCUUACACCGAGUUCUUUGGUGGAGUGAGCGGCUUAACGGUGGAACAGUUCCGGAAGAUCAAUGGCUUCCCAAACGCUUUCUGGGGUUGGGGCGGAGAAGAUGAUGACUUAUGGAACAGAGUACAGAACGCAGGCUACUCCGUGAGCCGGCCAGAAGGCGACACCGGGAAGUACAAAUCUAUUCCUCAUCACCAUCGAGGAGAAGUCCAGUUUCUUGGAAGGUAUGCUCUGCUGAGGAAGUCCAAAGAACGGCAAGGGCUGGACGGCCUCAACAACUUGAACUACUUUGCAAACAUCACAUACGACGCCUUGUAUAAAAACAUUACUGUCAACUUGACACCCGAGCUGGCUCAGGUGAGCGAGUACUGAGAGGAGGAGAGGAUGUAUGUGCUUUACCCGCCGCCACCCAGAAGGCAGCCUGGUGUGAUGUCUGGGGGCUCCACACAGGAAGAGAGUAGAAAUACAGUGUCUGAUGAAGGAUCACAGGGUUCGAGGGGGAAAAAAAAAUGUGAACAGUGUCCACGCACAAAACGCCUUCACUGUGGCUUGGGAACUGCCUUCAUGAGGACUGGCUUUCUAUUUUCACAAGACGACGUCUGUCCUGCUGCUCUGCUCCCCCGGUCUCCUGCCCCAGCGUCCCGUCUCAGCCAGGAUCUCUACACCCGGAACCGAGAUCCACCACGGUCCCACCGCCGAGCCCGUUCCUCCGAAUGGCCUUUGGAGCAAAGAGGCAGCCCCACCCCAGGGCAGCGCAAAUGAAACUCCACCCACCAUUCUUCUCCAUCUCUGGUGUUCUCUUCGGUUUCAUUUUUUUAAAGGAAAAAAAUAGAUAAAUAAAUUACCUGCUUUGGGUGGGGAUUGAGGGUGGGGGGGAGGGAUUGGGGAAGAUAAAUAGACAUAUAACAAUCACUUCUUGAAGAAGUAUAAUUGUAAAUAAGCCAUGUAAAAUGCCUUUUUUAAAUUUAAUUUUAUAGCUGGCUCCAAUUCGAACCGAGGAUUUCUACAUUAGCUCACUUAUUUGGUUGGCAAAUGCAGGAACUCCGUUAAAAACGCAGGGGAAGUGGAAGAAUGUCCCCUCCCAAAUUGCUGUCACUUUGGAAGGGAGAGGAUGCAGGGCAUGUCACCUACAGAACGAGCCGGUCCUGUCUGUCACUGGUAGCUAACUCCUGCCCCCUCCCAUCCUCCUCUUCCGAAAGUCUUUGCUCUUGACUUUUGCUGUGGACGCGCUCUCCCGAGUUGGGCACGCACGCCCUCAUCCAGCCACCUGCUAGACAGGAGCCCUCGGGGGCCUCCCUGUGCACACGCCCCUGGAUUUCUGGACUCUAGUGUUUAUCCUUUCAUCACUGAGAGACGUGGGGGUGCGGUGGGGUGGAUGGGUUUUCUGCCUCUUUUCUCCUCUUUUUUUUUUUCUUUGUUUUUGUUUUUUUGUUUUUGCUCUUGUGGAACUUGGCCACAAUUCCUGAAAUCUGUGCCUAAAUUACUAACUAGCUUCAGUGAUUCCUCUGAAUAUUUCCCUGUUUGGGUUUCUGGAAAGAUUGUUUGUCAACAUUAUGAACUAGUACAUAGAAAUAAUGAGCGAUGGAAUGAAGAAUUCAGCUGGGGAGCAGGUGACACUUGUGUGCCGUGGGUUAGCUAGGGUCCUGGUUAGCCCCGAUCAGAGCUUUGCAAAGCAGGCUCCAGGAUGCAAGGACCCAAGCCCAUGAGCUGUGUUCACACCCCAUGCACUUCUUGAAGUUAGAUUCCAAAUUGCCCUCGAAGUUGUGCCUCUCUGUUUUUCCCUGAGCCAAAUCCCUCAAGUUAUAGUUCCUGUUGGCUUCUGCUGGACGCCGACAAAUGCCAGUCUUCUUCCUCUCCUUUUCCAUAAAACAUAUUUAUAUAUCGUGAUUAGGAGUACUUCCUGAAAAGUACUUCAUAUUUUUUUUAAUUGCCUUGUUUGCCUUCAACUUCCUUAAUUUUCAUGGUUUACAUGAAUGUGUGUGUAGGGGGUAUAUUUGUGUAUUCGCGUGCGGGUUGGGGGUUUUCUCCGUUGCAUGUGUUGGUUCCAUGGACUUAUGACCCCCACAAGCUGUGGGAGUGAUUGGCCGGGCCUUGUUUUUUGUUCUUGCUUUUUUGUUCUUUUGAAGAAUAGAAUGGUAUAUAUAGAAAAUAGCAUUACAAAGCUCUUAUCAGCUCAUAUGAGAAGGCAGGUUGUUGCCCUUGAAAAUGCUGGUAAGUUGUAUCCUAGGUUUUAAAAGAAUGUUGAGCAUCUCAUGCUUUGAAAGACCUUCACGGGGGAACAUUACACCCAGGAGCUCACUUGGUUUUCCUUUUUGAAGUCUGGUGCAUAGAGCAAUAAAGAUUUCUCCGCCCUCCCCUCCCCCCAGGCCUGUGUGCUGGCCUUGACGCUUCUGGUCCUUCUCCUGUCCUCCUUCGUCACUGAAGGCCGUGAGCCACUUUCAGUGGGACACAACUAUAUGAUGUCAUUUGGAAGAAUUUGCUGGGAUACACCGAUCCUUGGUUAAGGACGAUGUGUGUGUACCCAGCAGUGUCGUAAAAUGGUCUCGGUCGAAGCUUUUCAUGAACAUCUUUGCCACCGAGAACAAAAUGUUGGCAAGAGGUGAAACACCUGAUUUUAAAAAGAAAAUGCUGAUUUGAGGACAAGAGGAAAGGUCUCUUUUCACUGCUUGAAGUAAGGUCACUGAAACUAUCUUUGCGAUCACAUGUGAGUUUGUUCUCUUAGUGUGAAAUCGCGUGAAAUCGCUUUACCGUGUGCUGCUGAGUCAUUUACCCACCAAGUUGGGAGUGUCGUGCGGAAAUAUAAAAGGCAAUAUACAACCAGGCCCGUGAGCUGUUAAUGGUGUCAGAGUCUCAUGUUAAAAAAAAGGAAAAAAAAAGAA
This is a messenger RNA of Lynx canadensis (Canada lynx), 3784 nucleotides long. RefSeq names its product beta-1,4-galactosyltransferase 5 (gene B4GALT5). Gene Ontology annotation, molecular function: UDP-galactose:glucosylceramide beta-1,4-galactosyltransferase activity. The transcript has 10 exons. The record is from RefSeq and is a predicted model, not a curated record. Bases 243 to 1277 code for a protein of 344 amino acids. Gene Ontology annotation, biological process: glycoprotein biosynthetic process; carbohydrate metabolic process. Lineage: Eukaryota; Metazoa; Chordata; Mammalia; Carnivora; Felidae.